Messenger RNA from Tuber melanosporum (Perigord truffle), 2202 nucleotides. RefSeq lists its product as uncharacterized. The transcript has 9 exons. NCBI's taxonomy places the organism in Eukaryota, Fungi, Ascomycota, Pezizomycetes, Pezizales, Tuberaceae. Gene Ontology annotation, biological process: mitochondrial respiratory chain complex III assembly. Gene Ontology annotation, cellular component: mitochondrial inner membrane. The coding region runs from base 514 to 2202 and encodes 562 amino acids. The record is from RefSeq and is a predicted model, not a curated record.
GAAUUUCCAAGUAGAGGUAUCGGAGAGGACCUUACGGGAGAUCGUCUUCUCACCGACUCCUGCCGGCGCAGACUCGAGAAUUCUGGCUGCGAUAAGGAAUGGUACCAGUGAUCUUCAAACAUGGAAUAUGCAAUUGAUGACUCCAGGACUGGUUUUUUGAUCGGCGUUGGUGAGGUUCCCAAGCUUGUCGAUAAGUUGUGAGCCUUGAAUGAAGUGGAAACGAUACCGUCUAGCCAGAUUGCGCGUAUCCACCGUCGAACGCACAGCCGCAGAAGGGGCGCUGGCGGGGUGUUGGUGGCCCUUCAGUUACCCUGCUGUGGCGCCUUGUGCAAAAGAAGGCGGUUGUUGUUUCAGUAUGAUACCGUAUGUUACUGGGUAUUUGUAGAAGAUCUUGAUGUCAUUUACCAUAAAGCAGCAAACAUUUACUGGCAACGCGGUUCUUUCUCCGCCAGCCCAAAGAGCAAAGGCUUUCGAAAAAGUCCGCUUGUCGCCCUAUUAUCAACGUCUAGAACAAUGUUCAAGCCUAUUGGUACCACUUCGAGUCUUCGGUUCCUACUUUCGAGGCACGCAAAGCUAGGGGGCCGGUUUGUUUAUUGUCGGAACACAUCUACAAGCCCUUACAAUCACACUUCAUCCAAUCUCUCCACCAGAAAUCGAAAGACUAUUACUACUACCUUAGGGUUGUUGGGUGGCCUUGCUAUUUGCCAAUGGGCAUUUGGGAUGGAAGUGCAUGCCGAAGCCCCUCCUGUAAUUUCUACCGGGGGCCUUAAAAGGGAGUUAAGCGUACAGCACAUCCAGGUAGAGAAUAGUCUGCAAAACCCGGGCGUCUACGCAUGGGGAAACAAUGUUGGCCGAGUAGUAGCCCCUGAUUCGGACAACACUCUCAUAAAGUCACCCCGCCGUCUUCCCUUCUUUGAUAAUAUGCUGCUUCGAGAUCUCAAUUUGGGCCGCAACAUCGGGGUGGCCGUCACGGAAAGGGGAGAUCUGCUCCAGUGGGGUAUAGCCUAUGCAGAUGGCGUCGGAACACCAGAAAUCACUUUGAAAGGAAAGAAUAUCCUGAGAGUUCAACUCUCGCAAGAUAGGGUCUUUGCCCUCUCAAAAGAUGGCACAGUUUACAGUCUCCCAAUGGCUAAAAAAUAUCAACUCUCCGGCGCAAAACCCUCUGAAGCCUCUUGGAUUCCCGGUUUAACUUCAGAGGCCAAUAUCCAUUACAGGACACUAAAGCCGGACGUUGUGGACAUCGCUUCUGGUUUUGAUCAUAUCCUUCUCCUCACUUCUCAGGGGCGUGUAUUUUCGGCAGCUGCUUCUUCUUCGUUUCCAGUGAGGGGGCAGACAGGCAUUCCAGGGUUAACCUAUGCUACCCGUCCGAAGGACAAACCCUACGACACAUGUCACGAAAUUACCGGUCUCAAUGGACACAGGAUCACGAAAAUUGCAGCUGGUGAUUACCACUCUCUAGUUCGUGACAACAAGGGUCAGGUACUCUCAUUUGGGGAAAAUACGAACGGCCAACUUGGGUUUGACUAUGACACCGAAAACGAUAUUGUUCCGACUCCUAGACCCUUACCAUUAAAGUCCCAGUAUCCAGGGACAAAUCUGACGGUGACCGUAAAGACCUUGGCUGCCGGUGGGGCAAACAGCUACUUUGUGGUGAAUGUUGAGGAUAUUCAGAAAGCAAAAGUUACUUCAGAUUUACUCGCUUGCGGGACUGGGAUUUUCGGAAACCUGGGAAAUGGGAAGUGGACUCAUGUCCAAGGGUCGCCAAUCAAGGUCAAAUCGUUGAGCGGACUUUCUGAAUACGAUGAAAGGGUUAAUAAGGUUAUACCUAUAAGGCCAAAAUACCUUUCGGUUGGCGCAACCCAUACCUCUGCAAUAAUGAAUAACCUCACGAAAGUAGACGCUUCCUCUUCUCCGAACUCGCCUGUAUAUGAUGUCAACUAUGGCGCCGAUGUCCUUUGGUGGGGUAGUAACGAGUAUUAUCAACUCGGAACAGGUAAGCGCGCAAAUUCGUGCGUGCCCGUGUAUAUUCCGCCCCUCGAUCCCGGCGAUGACGUCGGGGGCGGCAUGUCCACGCGAAAGGACCAGGUGCAUAGAUUCCAAAUCACCCCAAGGAAAAAAGCCAAUAUUUCGGGAAGGGCGGUGGAGUUUGAGCAGAGGAUCUCCUGUGGUCAAGGAAAUACUGCUGUUUAUUCAGCAGUUUAG